Linum trigynum is the source of this 3465-nucleotide messenger RNA. The record is from the annotation of a GenBank genome assembly. NCBI's taxonomy places the organism in Eukaryota, Viridiplantae, Streptophyta, Magnoliopsida, Malpighiales, Linaceae.
AUGUACUGGCUAGCCAGCAGAAACGUCAUGGUGAUGGUUUCUCUACCAAAGUGGCGGGCGUCUUUCACCCUCCUCACCCUCCUCCGCUCACCUCCUUGCGGUUACUGUUCCUUCAGUCGCUCGCUUCGCCCACUUCCGAGCGGGAGGAUCGAAGGGGUUUACUGCUUUAAAGAUGCUAAAGCGUCCAAAGGGAACACCAGAGCCACCAGGAAACCUAAGACAACAAAUGAUGCCCUGGGUGAAAAGGAUCUAACCCACUUAGUAUGGUGGAAGGAAAAAUUGGAGAACUGCAGGAAGCCGUCUACUCUCCAGCUGAUCAAAAGGCUUGUGUACACCAAUUUGAUGGGCUUGGAUGCAAGCUUGAGAAAUGGGAGUUUGAAGGAAGGGAAUCUCAAUUGGGAAAUGCUGCGAUUCAAGUCAAAAUUUCCACGAGAGGUUUUGCUAUGCAGAGUUGGUGAUUUUUAUGAAGCUGUUGGAAUAGAUGCUUGCAUUCUUGUGGAAUAUGCUGGUUUGAACCCCUUCGGAGGACUGCGUUCUGAUAGUGUUCCUAAAGCUGGCUGCCCAGUUGUGAACCUCCGACAAACUUUAGACGAUUUGACAAGGAAUGGAUACUCAGUGUGCAUAGUGGAAGAAGUUCAAGGUCCAGUGCAAGCUCGUUCUCGGAAAGAUCGUUUUAUAUCUGGGCAUGCACAUCCUGGCAGUCCAUAUGUAUUUGGACUUGUAGGCGCUGAUCAUGAUCUGGAUUUUCCUGAACCGAUGCCUGUAGUUGGGAUAUCACAUUCAGCACGAGGUUAUUGCAUGACUUCUGUCUUGGAAACUAUGAGAACUUAUUCGUCAGAGGACGGACUAACAGAAGAGGCAUUAGUUGCCAAACUCCGCACAUGUCAAUAUCAUCAUCUCUUUCUUCAUAAAUCGUUGAAACACAAUCCCUCAGGAACAUCUCGUUGGGGAGAAUUUGGCAAGGGCGGCUUAGUGUGGGGCGAGUGCAGCUCUAGACAAUUUGAGUGGGUUGAAGGGGAUCCUAUUCCAGAGAUUUUACUGAAGGUGAGAGAACUUUAUGGCAUGGGUGAUGAAGUUAUAUUCAGAAAUGUUACUGUGCCAUCAGAAAGUAGGCCUCGCCCUUUACAUCUCGGAACAGCAACGCAGAUUGGUGUUAUACCAACAGAAGGAAUACCUUCUCUGUUGAAGGUGCUACUACCGUCAACUUGCACAGGUCUUCCUGCUUUAUACAUCAGGGAUCUUCUCCUCAACCCUCCGCCUUAUGAAAUCGCCUCUACAAUCCAAGCAACGUGUAAAGUCAUGAGCAAUGUCACAUGCUCGAUUCCAGACUUCACUUGUAUUUCAGCUGCAAAGAUUGUGAAGCUUCUUGAGCAACGGGAAGCCAAUCAUUUAGAGUUCUGCAGAAUAAGAAAUGUACUGGAGGAAGUAUUGCAAAUGUAUAGCAACCCUGAGCUUAACGGUAUUCUGAAAUCACUGAUGGAUCCUACAUGGGUGGCUACUGGUUUAAAGAUUGACUUUGAGACUCUUGUUAGUGAAUGCAAAUUGGCUUCAGGUAGAAUUUGUGAAAUGAUAUGCCUGGAUGGAGAAAAUGACUGCAAAAUAAGUUUCUCUUCUGUGAUCCCAAGUGAAUUCUUUGAGGAUAUGGAAUCUUCUUGGAAAGGCCGUAUAAAGAGAGUUCACAUACAGGAGGAAUUUGCUGAAGUAGAAAGAGCGGCCCAUGCCUUGUCUUUGGCAGUCAAUGAAGAUUUCCUCCCCAUCAUAUCAAGAAUAAAAGCCACCGCUGCCCCUCUUGGUGGGCCAAAGGGGGAAAUAGUAUAUGCUCGAGAGCAUGAAGCUGUUUGGUUUAAGGGGAAAAGGUUUGCCCCAGCUGUAUGGGCUGGCACUCCAGGCGAAGAACAGAUUAAACAGCUUAAAGCUGCAAUAGAUUCUAAAGGAAGAAAAGUUGGCGAGGAAUGGUUUACUACUUUGAAAGUGGAAGAUGCCUUGGCAAAGUAUCAUGAAGCAGGUGAGAAGGCUAAAGUAAGGGUCUUGCAACUGCUGAGGGAACUUUCUGCUGAGCUUCAAUCCAAAAUCAAUGUCCUUGUGUUUGCUUCAAUGUUGCUUGUUAUCACGAAGGCAUUGUUUGCUCAUGUGAGUGAAGGGAGACGCAGGAAAUGGGCAUUCCCUUCUCUUGUUUGGUUCAAUAAUCCUAAGGAUUCAAUCCUUUCGGAACGUACUCACCACAUGAAAUUAUCUGGUUUGAGUCCAUACUGGUUCGAUGUGUCGGAAGGUGGUGCUGUGUACAAUACUGUAGACAUGCAGUCCUUGUUUCUUUUGACGGGGCCAAAUGGUGGCGGUAAAUCCAGCUUGCUUCGAUCCAUUUGCGCUUCUGCUUUACUUGGUAUAUGUGGAUUUAUGGUGCCGGCAGAAUCAGCAGUGAUUCCUCACUUUGAUUCUAUUAUGCUGCACAUGAAAUCAUACGACAGUCCUGCUGAUGGGAAAAGUUCAUUUCAGGUAGAAAUGUCAGAAAUCCGUUCUAUUCUGAGUGGAUCAACAGCAAGAAGCCUUGUGCUUGUGGAUGAAAUAUGCCGAGGGACUGAAACAGCCAAGGGAACAUGCAUUGCUGGAAGCAUUGUUGAAACACUUGAUAACAUUGGUUGUCUGGGUAUUGUUUCCACUCAUCUCCAUGGAAUAUUUGAUUUGCCACUAAAUACCAAGAACACAGUUCAUAAAGCAAUGGGAACUGAAUAUGUCGAUGGGCAACCAAAACCAACAUGGAGGCUGAUAGAUGGGGUAUGUAGAGAGAGUCUCGCUUUCGAAACCGCAAAGAAUGAAGGAAUCCCUGACACGGUACUCCAAAGAGCCGAAAGCUUGUACUUGUCUGCUUAUACGAAAGACCUUCCUCCAUCAAAGGAAACAAAUUCAGUACGAUACGUUUCUCCUGGUAGAGAUGUGGAAGGUCCUGAUGAAGCCAAUGGUCCAUCAAAGGGAGAAGCUAAAGCAGGAAGCCUUGAUCAGGGCAUCCACUCAACAAGCAAGAAGAAUGCGAUAGACCACAAAGAUGUUGAGAGUGCAGUCACCAUAAUAUGUCAGAGGAUGUUGAUUGAGCUCUACAAGCAGAGGGGCAUUUCAGAUAUCGAAGUGGUUCGUUGUGUAGCCAUUGGUGCUAGGGAGCAGCCACCGCCAUCAACAAUUGGUUCUUCAGCAGUCUAUGUGAUGUUGAGACCAGACAAGAAACUAUACGUCGGAGUGACUGACGAUCUUGAAGGCCGAGUACGAGCCCAUCGUGCCAAGGAAGGCCUGCAGAGUGCCUCAUUUCUCUACUUCGUUGUACCGGGAAAGAGCAUCGCCUGCCAACUCGAAACACUCCUCAUCAACCAGCUCCCUAGCAGAGGUUUCCAGCUUUCAAACAUUGCAGAUGGCAAACAUCGGAACUUUGGGACGACCAAUAUGUCUCUGGAAAGCGACUGUUCCUUAGUCCACUGA